AUGGAGGAGGUUUCGCUAGUUGAGGUGACAUCUUCCACUGGAAUCUCUUUUGUACCGUUGGAACUUGGAGUAUCAAAGUUGGUAGGUUUGUUCAAUGGUUCUGCCGCGUAUCUUCCUUUGGCUUUCCAUGAUGUUCACUCCGACAAACCAACAGUUUCAUCUGCAUUGUCUAUCGGUGCUGACCAAAAAAAUUCAUCACAGCCAUCUACAUUAUCUUCAUUCACGAUGGCAGGAAAUGUCGGCUGGAUUGAAGAGGACCCCGAAGAGGAUCCCGAAGAAGAACCCGAAGAGGAAAAAGAGGAGGUAGACGAAGAAAAAGAAGAAGAGGAAGACCACGAAAUGGACAUGGAUGAGGACGAAGGUGAAGAAGAGCCAGAGGAGGAAGUCUUCAACCCUCCUUACAUCGCGAGGGUACCUGCAAACCGCUGGGGGCACAGCGGGCCUGAACCCCGUUGA
Molecule: messenger RNA, 456 nt
Organism: Lactuca sativa (garden lettuce)
Lineage: Eukaryota; Viridiplantae; Streptophyta; Magnoliopsida; Asterales; Asteraceae
Source: RefSeq, a predicted model, not a curated record